AUGGGAGGAAGCAGUGAAAGUCCACUUGAAUCGAAGAAAUCCAACUCCAAAACCCCCAAAAAACCAAAAGAAACCGUUCUCAAACAGAAAUCUCCGGCUGAGUUCUUCGCAGAGAACAAGAACAUCGCAGGAUUUGAUAAUCCUGGAAAAUCUCUUUAUACUACUGUUAGAGAAUUGGUGGAGAAUGCACUUGACUCGGCAGAAUCGAUAUCGGAGCUUCCGAUUGUUGAAAUAACUAUCGAGGAGAUAAUUAGAAGUAAAUUCAAUUCUAUGAUUGGUCUUGUUGACCGUGAACGGAUUGAUGCAGCACUAUAUGAUGAUUUUGAAACCGUAAAGGCUCGUGAGAAACGAUUAGCAAAAGAAGCUCGUGCUCAAGAAAUACAAGCAAAAAAUGCUUCCCUUGGAAAGAAAGUUAAAGAUACUCCGGCUUCAAAGGGUAUCAAGGGUCGAGGCGAGGCUUCAUUUUACAGAGUUACAUGCAAGGAUAAUGGAAAAGGAAUGCCACACGAUGACAUCCCAAAUAUGUUUGGUCGAGUUCUAUCCGGGACAAAGUAUGGCUUGAAACAGACUCGGGGAAAGUUUGGUCUUGGUGCGAAGAUGGCACUAAUAUGGUCCAAAAUGAGUACUGGACUUCCUAUUGAGAUCUCUUCAUCGAUGAAAAAGCAAAAUUAUACUUCAUUUUGCAGGCUGGAUAUUGACAUUCACAAGAAUAUUCCUCAUAUACAUUUACAUGAAAAGCGGGAGAACGGACAACAUUGGCAUGGAGCUGAAAUUCAAGUUGUCAUAGAGGGUAAUUGGACAACAUACCGUUCAAAAAUCUUGCAUUACAUGCGACAAAUGGCUGUUAUCACCCCUUAUGCGCAGUUUCAAUUUAAAUUUGUGUCAGAUGCACCCGACAAGAAUGUAACUGUAAGGUUUGCUCGUAGAACAGAUGUAAUGCCACCCAUUCCUUUGGAGACAAAACAUCAUCCAUCAUCUGUUGAUUUGCUGCUAAUUAAAAGACUUAUUACUGAAACUUCAAAACAGAACCUUUUGCAGUUUCUUCAGCACGAAUUUGUAAAUAUCAGUAAACCCCAUGCUGAAAGAUUGAUCGGAGAAAUGGGUCCCGAUUUCAGCUCAAAAAUGGCUGUGAAGUCUCUAACAUCACAACAACUAGUACGCAUUCAUCAGUUGUUUCGUCAAGCCAAAUUUGAUGAUCCCAGUGGUCAUUGUCUUAGCCCUGCUGGCGAAUACAAUCUUCGACUAGGAAUUAUAAAAGAGCUUCAUCCAGACAUGGUCGCAACAUAUUCAGGCAGUGCUCAAGUUUUUGAAGGCCACCCUUUCAUUGUGGAAGCAGGAAUCAGUAUAGGUGGAAAAGAUGUCAAGCAAGGUUUGAAUAUAUUUCGUUUUGCCAAUAGAAUUCCACUACUUUUUGAGCAAGGUGCCGAUGUUGUCACCAGAACUGCACUUAAAAGAAUCAACUGGAAUAAUUACAAGAUUAACCAGGUACAAGACAAGAUUGGUGUCUUUGUAAGCAUUGUGAGCACAAAAAUCCCAUUUAAAGGAACUGGAAAAGAAUACAUUGGAGAUGACAUUACAGAGAUUGCUUCUGCUGUCAAGUCUGCUCUUCAACAGUGUUGUGUCCAAUUAAAAUCCAAGAUUGUGAAAAGGUUGCAGGCUCGUGAGCAGCAGGAAAGAAAACGAAACCUAAGCAGGUAUAUUCCCGAUGCUAGUGGUGCGAUAUACAACGUUUUGAAACAAAUGGCACCAUCAAAUCCAUCAAAGAAGAUUCGUUACGGGGAUGAUCUAGAACUACUAAGUAAAGUCUCUGACAAUUUGGUUACCAAAGAAACAUUCAGCGAAAAGCUUGCUAAACAUGUUGAACAGGUGGAUUACGAAAUGGCAUUGGAGUAUGCGACACAGAGCGGAGUUAGCGAGGAACCCAAGGAAACAAUAUACAUACAAUCAUUGGAAGCUGAAAAUAAGACGAUUGACUUACACACCCCAUUAUUUGUUUUCAGAGUCUUUCAGUAG
Messenger RNA from Lathyrus sativus (Indian pea), 2013 nucleotides. Lineage: Eukaryota; Viridiplantae; Streptophyta; Magnoliopsida; Fabales; Fabaceae. The record is from the annotation of a GenBank genome assembly.